Durio zibethinus is the source of this 913-nucleotide messenger RNA. RefSeq lists its product as uncharacterized. The record is from RefSeq and is a predicted model, not a curated record. NCBI's taxonomy places the organism in Eukaryota, Viridiplantae, Streptophyta, Magnoliopsida, Malvales, Malvaceae. Gene Ontology annotation, biological process: ethylene-activated signaling pathway; regulation of DNA-templated transcription. Gene Ontology annotation, molecular function: DNA-binding transcription factor activity; DNA binding.
CAAGAGCUCAACGAAGACAUUCAAUUCAAUCCAACUCGGCUACACCUCGCAGUCUCAGACGUCAAAGUUCUUUACUUUACUCGCUACAAAGCUGAUUUCCUUUUGGGGUUCUAUCUCCGACAAGAAGAAAACAAAAAUGUUCGGUGAAAGUACUUCAGAGUUCGAUCUCGACCUCUUGGAGUCGAUUCGUCAGUAUCUAUUGGAAGAUGAUUUUGAAACCCAAUAUCCAGCUAAAAUUCCAGGACUAGUUGUGGAAAAUGUAGCAAAAAAUGAACUUCCAAUUCCAUUGGGUCAGAUGGAUUGUUCCAAUGCUAUUAAUGUUGAUCAAUGGAUAACCUUUGAUCAGUUAUUUGAUGCAGCUGAGAUAGCCGCCGCUAAUGUCUCAUUUCCCAGCAGCGAAGCGACAGCUGAGUUGGCAACUAAGACUAAGACAAAGGCUGCCCCUAAACCCCACGCGCCGCCGAAAAAGGUGCAUUAUAGGGGAGUAAGGAGAAGGCCGUGGGGUACAUACGCGGCGGAGAUAAGGGAUCCGAAAAAGAAUGGUGCGAGGAUCUGGCUGGGUACUUACGAGACGCCCGAGGAUGCGGCGCUGGCUUAUGACGGAGCGGCUUUUAAAAUGCGUGGCGCGAAAGCCAAGCUGAAUUUUCCUCACCUUAUUGGCUCGGAUCAGGUGGAGCCGGUGAGAGUGACCAAUUACAAACGGCGAUCUCCGGAGCCUUCUUCGUCUUCGUCUUGGUCGUUGGCUCAGUCGGCUUCCUCUCCAUCAUCCGUGUCGGAUGACGGAACUCCCAAGUCGAAACGGAGGAUGAGCGAGAUUAACUCGGCAGUUAAACCUGAGUUAGGAAGUGAGUUUGAACUAGACUUGUAUCAAUCGAUGCCAACAGAUUUUUGGACCGUUAUUUGUUAAAUGGAA